Messenger RNA from Cuculus canorus (common cuckoo), 6871 nucleotides. RefSeq names its product dopamine receptor D5 (gene DRD5). NCBI's taxonomy places the organism in Eukaryota, Metazoa, Chordata, Aves, Cuculiformes, Cuculidae. The transcript has a single exon. Gene Ontology annotation, molecular function: dopamine neurotransmitter receptor activity; G protein-coupled receptor activity. Gene Ontology annotation, cellular component: plasma membrane. Gene Ontology annotation, biological process: adenylate cyclase-activating adrenergic receptor signaling pathway. Bases 76 to 1518 code for a protein of 480 amino acids. The record is from RefSeq and is a predicted model, not a curated record.
GGGGCGGGGGCCCCAUGGGGCCGGGCGGCGGGGCGGCGCUGGCUGCUCGGCGCGCCCCGGCGGGAGCCGGCAGCCAUGCAGCGGGGCGGUCGGAGCCCGGGGCCCCCCUAUGGGGCGCGGGGCCCGGCGGGCGCCCCGGGGGCGGCGCAGGUGGCGGCCGGCAGCCUGCUGGCCCUGCUCAUCCUCUGGACGCUGCUCGGGAAUGUGCUGGUGUGCGCGGCCAUCGUCCGGUACCGGCACCUGAGGAGCAAGGUCACCAACAUCUUCAUCGUGUCCCUGGCCGUCUCGGACCUGCUGGUGGCUCUGCUGGUCAUGCCCUGGAAGGCGGUGGCUGAGGUGGCCGGGUACUGGCCUUUCGGGGCUUUCUGCAACGUCUGGGUGGCCUUCGAUAUCAUGUGCUCCACAGCUUCCAUCCUGAACCUGUGCGUGAUCAGUGUGGACAGGUACUGGGCUAUUUCCAGCCCAUUCCGCUACGAGAGGAAGAUGACCCAGCGGCUGGCGCUGGUGAUGAUCGGCGUGGCGUGGGCGUUGUCUGUGCUCAUCUCCUUCAUCCCUGUCCAGCUCAACUGGCAUAAAGGUGGGGACAUUGCCGCUGCUAGUGAUAUUGGAGAUGGAUUGGGUGCUGGCUGGGCGGCAGCGGGUGCUGUCACGACCUGGGCGGAUGAUAUGAGCACCACAUGGGUGGCAUUGGCAGCAGUGAGACCCUCUGAUGGGACUUCUGGCAGCAAUGAUACCCUCACUGGACCAUCAGAGAGCUGUGACUCCAGCCUCAACAGGACUUAUGCUAUUUCUUCCUCCUUGAUCAGUUUUUAUAUCCCUGUGGCUAUCAUGAUAGUUACCUACACUCGAAUCUACCGCAUCGCCCAGGUGCAGAUUCGUCGUAUCUCUUCCCUGGAGAGGGCAGCGGAGCACGCGCAGAGCUGCCGGAGCAGCCACGUGGAGUGCCACCAUCACACAAGUCUCAAGUCCUCCAUCAGGAAAGAGACAAAGGUAUUGAAGACUCUCUCCAUCAUCAUGGGCGUCUUUGUCUGCUGCUGGUUGCCGUUCUUCAUCUUGAACUGCAUGGUUCCCUUCUGCCAGAGCCCACCCAGUGACCCCCAUGCUGGCCUUCCCUGUGUCAGUGAGACCACAUUUAAUAUCUUCGUCUGGUUUGGAUGGGCCAACUCCUCUCUCAACCCCAUCAUCUAUGCUUUCAAUGCUGACUUUAGAAAGGUCUUCUCCAACCUCCUGGGAUGUGGUCAGUUUUGCUCUAGUACUCCAGUGGAAACUGUUAAUAUAAGCAAUGAGCUUAUCUCUUACAACCAGGACACCCUUUUCCAUAAGGAGAUAGCGACUGCUUAUGUUAACAUGAUCCCAAAUGUGGUUGACUGUGAAGAAAAUCGUGAGGACCCUUUUGAUAGGAUGUCCCAGAUCUCCCCCGACCAUGAGAUUGCCACUGACUCUGUCUGUGAGCUGGACUGUGAGGGGGAGAUUUCACUAGGCAAAAUAACACCUUUCACUCUGAAUGGUUUACAUUAAAUUGCAUCCUGGUCAGUUCUUCUUGGAUUAUACAACAAAAUAUUGGCACUGAGUGGAAAAAAACCUGCUUGAUUUUGUGCUAUAGUUUGGUUAGUCACUUCACGCUAAACUCACUUCUAUGUGUAGCACUUUGCAGGGUACAGACACUGUCAUGCAGGGAGCUGGCAGCACAGACUUAAUUCAGCGCUUCCCCAGGCUGAGGGAGGGCCAGGCAGUCUCCUUAAUUAGCUGUGGUGAGGUAUUGUGGUAUAAUUGCUGUCAGUUCAUGUUUAUAAUGUGUUUGCAAAUGAAAGGUGCCAUUGUCAGUGCUAAGUAUCAUGACUUCUAAUAUCAGGGAGAGAUGUGGCUGGCAUAGACAUUACAUAGAAAAAAAUUCUAGGCUGCUUGUUUGUUCAGAUUUUUCAUUUCUUUUCCUCUGUUUUUUUUUUUAUUGGUUAGGGUUUGUUGUUUUGUUUGUUUGGUUUUUUUUUUUUUUUUAAAUAGAAAUAGUGAGGUGGUGAUUUGGAUGAUUAUUUAAAUGCGUGUUUCUGCCAAAACAGUUUAUGUGAAGUCCAUGUUCUCCUAGGCGGCGUUGUUGCCUAUUGAUAUCCUUGCCAUGUUCCCAGAUGAAUAAAUAAAAGUUAUGUUGAUCAAGGGGUUAUUAUCUUUCAUUUAUCACCCUGAAAGGUUUACAACAAAUAUUCAAAGUAACAUUUCUAUUGAAAUGGUUAGAAUGACUAACAGCUAGACCCUGUUAUUUUAAAAGCUAAAUCGUCUGUAUAGAAGAUAUAAUUUUUUAAUAAAAUCAAGGCGUAUAGGAAUGAUUGACUUAAAUGAACUCUUUUAUAUGGCUCUGCUUACAGCUAGAUUUACGCCUGUUUUUCUUUAAUAUUGUAACUGAUGCUAUCCUCUGCAGCUAUGAAUAUCAAGUAUACAUAAAUAUAAGCUAUUAAAACUUUCCACUUCAUUCCAUAUUUGAACUUACUUUUAAAGGAUACUGUUAAUGAGAAGAGUUUGGUAACAGAAUGAGGAGUUGGAUAUGUCUAAAACCAAUAAUGGUAUUUGGAACUGCUGUUAAUAAUUGGCAUUUACCAGUCUAGAUGUUAGAGUAAACAUUCAAGCCAAGAGAAGAAAAAAUUAUGUUGUUGUAAUUUUUUAGUUAUUUACUUAUUAACUGGACUUUGAGUGCUUUGGCUCUACAAAACGUUCUAAAGCGGUCUUUAAAAAUCAUAAAAAAAGUAUUUUAAAUCUGUUGAUAUUGAAAACACAUCAAAUGGAAUAUUAUAUUUAGAAAUGUGUAAGCUUUCAGCUUAGAAAUUGAAAGUGAUCUUAUUUCCAAGACAAAUGAUCAAAAGUAGUAAAAGCAAUACCAAUAUUUAUUUAAAAUUUUAUUUAUUGAAAAUUUUGGCUUACAAAAUGAACAAUAUUUGAAUUAAUUUACCUUUUAAAAAUACCUGUGUCGUGAGCUGAGCAGAUUUAAAUUCAAUUGUAGGUUUGGAUUCAGUAGCACUCCCUCCUAAUGGCCCUGACCUAGGACCUCCCUGCAUCCUGCCUGGCUGGGAACUGAUGGCUGGGGGAAAAGUAGGAUCUGCACUAGGCAGCAUGUUUCAGGGCAAGUCCUCUAAGCAGAUGCUGGGUUUCCUGGAUGUUAUGCACUUAGUAUCGAGCCUCUUCGGAAGUCAACCCCCUAAUACUGGCUUGGGGAUUGUCUUACCUCUCCUUUGGAUUUAAGGUAGAAGAAGUGCAGGGGGCGUGUGAUUGUGGUUGCCUCUGCUGCAAUCCAGUUUUGUCUACAAGCAGUGUUUUGUAUGAGUAGAUAUUAAUUGGUUAUAUUGUCACUUUGGGUUACCUUUUUAAUGCUUGUCUCUGAAGACUGACAUCUACCUGAGCAUUUUCUUUGCUGUUGAUAUGAAAUCUCAGUGUAAUAUCCCUUCACAGUUGUCUUUGGGAAAGGGUAUUGUGGAUGUGGUUUAGGGAAGCUUGAGAAGCAGAGGUUCUAUGUCCAGAACCAGGUUCAGCCUACUAGUGGUUUGACAUUGAGAGUGAGUAUGUAAUUCUUUCUCUCUUAAGCAAUCAUGUGUUGCCAGGAGUUAACCAUAGUCCGAGCCCUGCUGGUUAGGUAUACUUCACCAGGGUGAAAUAUUUUUCCCGAAUAAAAAUGAAGGAAGCUGCUUCUGGUGGCACAGUGGUGAAUUACCUCAACCAGAAUUUAGAUUUUUGCAUUUUCUAGUUACUGCUCAAGUUUUGAGGCUAGUACAUACAGCAUGUUAAACUUUAUGGAUCUGUGCAAAAAGCCUGUGAUACUCAGCUGCAAGAGGUACAGGCACCUGCUGCCGAUUCCGUCUCCCAGGACAAUGCCUAUGGUUUAUGCAGCUUUGUCCAUAUUACAUCAGAAAUAGCCCAGGGAGAUGGGAAAGGGCAAACAGAUGAUCCCUUCCUCAGCACUUGUGUGCUAAGAGGCUAUACAGUCUGAUGCUGUGUGUUAGGAGCUGCUCCAGCAGCAGGACACAGCAGCAGAACAGUUUCAGUAGUAACAGGGUAGAGUGUCCCUCCACCUCCCUACGUAACCUUUCCUCUUCAAAAUAAUCCCUAUGCCAGUGGCGUGACAGUUUGCUUGGAUCUAGUUCCUUGCAGGUGUGGCGGAGGGGUAGAUGCAUACAAGAAGAUGCUAGUAUACCCCUUGACAGGGUUUUUUCUCCUCGUCAAUGCUUUACUGGCCUGGGUUUCUCAAAUAAGUGGGUGGGCUGAUGCUGGGAUGCAAGGAAAUUACAUCUCCAUCAGUGGGCUUAUGUAACAGCUUUGCACAGAGUAUUAGAAACAGUCUUAUUUUGUAUCUGAAGGAAGGCAUUAUUUAGCCUGCCCCCAGAAUUUGGGAGCAUGAUUAGGUCAAUACAGAAAACUUCGCAUUGCCACUUUCCAUUACUAAUUUUAGUUUAUGACUUCAGCUGCUUAAUGGUUUCUGAUGAUGGCUCUACAAUGAAAUCUCACUCUUAGAGUAUAUACCUGUUCAGGGGCUUCAUACUUCGGAGCCCAGGAGCAUCGGAAGGGAAACAUUUCUGCUUUGAAAGACAGAGAGAAGGUACAUUUCUGCCAGAAGCACAGACUGACCUUAAGGAUCUGAAACAAGACCUUUUUUCUUGACUUGUAACCUAGGGAUGAUUUGUUGCUGGUGUAUUCAGAAUUAGUAAGAUAAACUGUUAAAAGAAAUGUGUAGUUGCCUUGAACUAUAAAAAGGAGCAGACUGUUUUAAUGAAAACAUUCCCCAAAAGGCUUUUUUAAACUGGUUUCUCUCGGGUGAAACAGCUGCCUUACUUUUUUAAUAGUUUCACUUUUAAGGACUAAUGCAUCUGCCUAGCUGUAGAGCAGAGUUCAGUGGAAGGGCAAGUAGGUUUUCAUAAUCCUAAUAUCCUUGUGGUGUCACUCUGGAACUCACCUGUGCCAAUGGCUUAGUGCCUCACAUGAACAUGUUUUCUCCCAUGAAAGUCACCUCUCUCCUGUCGUGCCUUUUACUCCCUAAUUAAGCAUGAUCACUUAUUGCUAGCUCGGUUUUUAUAGGUUUUUCUCUUUUUGUCCAUUGUACUUUAAUAAUUUGAAUAUACAGUAUAGUUGGCUUUGAGUCAUUGUUACUGUAGUCUGUGUGGUGGCUGAUCUUGAAGAUUCCUGAUUGUUUUCAGUUUCUAUUUUGUGUCACUGUUUAUAUAUCCUACCUUGCAAUACGUGUUGCUGUUAAGUUACCACCGAGCCAGCCAAAUCUCCUGUUACGGCUGUUUCUGUUAGUCCUGGAUAACUCUGUGCCAGAUGACGGUCACUGUAUCAGUAGUCUGUGUGUUUUCUGAGUUAACUAAUGUCAAAGGAGUUCAUGUAAGUGAAAGAACAGAACAUGUGAAGGUAUCUUAGUUAAUUUUUUAAGAAGCUGGGAAGUGGAGGAUGUGAAAGUACAGUGUUUCAUGUAAAAUGCUGCGAACACCAUAAAGACUCUUUUCACUGUUCAACACCCCCCUCCCCCCCCCCAAAGAGCUUUAAACAGCACUGGUUUUAACAAGGAGCAGUGGCUUGUGUGAUGUCUUUUAUUUGCCCAAAGCUAAAGAACUGCAGGUGACUUUCUUAGAGGUGAACACAAACAAAUCACUUUUAAAAUGGAAAAUAAUUGCUGCAAUAUUUUUAGGUAAGUUUAGUACUAUAUCCCUUUGCUUUCGUUGUGUUUUUCACUUUUGUCAGCCACACCUGAUAUGUUUGCAGGGAGGCUCCCUAUUAGAACUCCUGUAGUUUUGUAACAUAUAAUAACAAAAAGCUUCAAAAUUAGAAAAGCUUUCUGUAGAAAUAACAGUAAGCACAAUCUUACGCCAUUUAGGAGUCAAUCAUGUGUAAACUCAGCAUUCAAGAGACUGACAAGGCUAGAGGCAGUGUUCAGAACAUUUAUGGAACUGGAUGUUUGAGAGGUUACAAGUCCUUCAGCUGCUUGCAUGUGCCAAAAUUGUCACUUUUAACAAGGAUGGCAUUUUUGUCACUGUCACACAGAAGGCAGGGUAUACACCUAUGUUGGUGUUAAUAAUUAUGCAGAGAUUUUUCUUCCCUCUGAGGCCACCUUCACUACUAUUUUAUUGGAUUCAUCAGGUCUUUGAAAUUAUUCAAUGGCUAUUUCAAUCAGUAGAUGACCUCAGUGAUGGAUGUGGGCUUAGGCCCAUGGAGCAAUGAAUGGCUCAAAUAUUACUACUGGUAUUCUCUGCUAGUGGAUGAUGACAUGUUAAAGUUGGCGCACUGAACAAAAUAUUUCGCUGGAUGAUAUGCAGAAAUAAUUCUUUUAUUCAGAUUUACUUAUUAGUUUUCAAGCUUCAGAAGACUUUUCAACCUUUCCAAAGGAGCUUCCCAGAGCCCACACAGAACAUCUCUACUUUGAUCAUCUCUCAGAUCAGUUAACAACUGGUUGCAUUUUUAGUGCCCUAGUAACUAUGUGGUGCAUUGUGCUUUUGUGAAAAGAAUUAUGCCUCCCUCCAUAAGUUUAAGCUGAUGGUUUCAAAGGUGAAGGUAUACUUUUGGUGUAAAAAAACCUGUAAUUGAGGAAAUUUCCGUUAUUAAUGGGACAUCAAAGAUAUGCCUCUUUAUUCAGCCUUUUGUUUAUUGUAGCAGUGGUAGGACUACAGUGAGAAACAAUGGAAUUUGGGGUAUAAAGAGUGGAAAUAUAAAUAAUACUGUCAUCUGAAGCGUAUGAUGGGUUAUUUCUUUCAGGAAGCCUGUUGGCUCUCCCAGGAUAGUUUAUUUUAAUAGAAAAUUUACAAGAUGAUUUUAUCUUGUUGUAUGUCUAAAUCCAUUCUCAGUUAUGACUGGAGAUAGCCUUCAGUAAGAUUUAUAGUGAACUGAUAACUGUUUAAGGAGU